AUGCAAAAGUGGUUCGAGGAGGGCUCCUCCGGGAUCGAAGAUGCGCCCGAACUGACGACGUGGGACCGCUUGGCGCCUUCCAUCGCGUUCGCCGCCCUCGUGGUUGGUUCCUGCAUAGGGUUCGCCGUGAUCUACAACCCUCCGGAGCCAGGCGACCGCCUAUUCCCCGAGAUCUCGCCCGCAGCCGCGACGGUGGCCACGCUCAUCGGGCUAAACGUGGCGGUGUGGGGCCUAUGGAAGGUUCCACCGCUCUGGCGGUUCCUCAAUAGCUACUUCAUGCUCGUCGUGGGCAUGCCUAAGCCCGUCAGCAUCCUCACGAGCAUGUUCUCCCACCAGAAGCUCGGGCACAUGGCGCUCAACAUGGCGGUGCUCUACUACAUUGGUAACCGGCUGCACGACGAGGUGGGCCGCGCCAACUUUUUAGGCAUCUACCUCUCGUCGGGGGCCAUCGGGUACGUUUCCAGCCUGUGCUUCCACGCCGCCAACGUCGCCAGCCUCGGCGCGUCCGGCGCCGUUCUCGGCAUCACGGCAGCCUACUUUUGGCUGCACAUGUGGGACAAGUUUAGGAUCAUGGGCUUCCCCGCCGAGCCUAGCGAGGGUGUCGACGGCGUUGCGUUCCUGGUCUCCGUCGUGAUCUGGAACCUCGCCGCGGCCUUUGCGCCUUCUAAAGUCGCUCAGGCAGACAUCAUCUCGCACAUGGGCGGCCUCCUCUCGGGUAUUGGGCUCGUCCACGUCUUCCAGACCGUGUUUAAGACCAUUCCCGGGGAGAUGAUGGCAGCGAGGGCGAGCGCAACCACAGCAGCAGCAGCAGCAGCAGCAGCGGCGGCGGCGGCGGGGAUGGCCUGGGCAGAGAUGGAAGCGACGCAGGCACACGAUCGGGACGAACUAGCGUCGUCCCGGAUGCCGGUGUCGAGGUGCCGAACCCGGCACAGCAGCAUGCACCCGGCCCAGAACGGAGAAACAAAACUUUUGACCUGUGGGGCGCUAACCACGAGAAGUCGUAGCAAGUGGAUUAGGGAAAACGUGCAGCGUUCUCUCUAG
Messenger RNA from Parascedosporium putredinis, 1041 nucleotides. The record is from the annotation of a GenBank genome assembly. NCBI's taxonomy places the organism in Eukaryota, Fungi, Ascomycota, Sordariomycetes, Microascales, Microascaceae.